Thalassophryne amazonica is the source of this 727-nucleotide messenger RNA. It is a transcript of the gene srp19, whose product is annotated as signal recognition particle 19. The transcript has 5 exons. Gene Ontology annotation, biological process: SRP-dependent cotranslational protein targeting to membrane; SRP-dependent cotranslational protein targeting to membrane, signal sequence recognition. Gene Ontology annotation, cellular component: signal recognition particle, endoplasmic reticulum targeting. Gene Ontology annotation, molecular function: 7S RNA binding. Bases 129 to 554 code for a protein of 141 amino acids. Lineage: Eukaryota; Metazoa; Chordata; Actinopteri; Batrachoidiformes; Batrachoididae. The record is from RefSeq and is a predicted model, not a curated record.
UCCGGCGUACUCCCCGCAUGAAAUCGAGCGAACCGGUCGGUGGUGAUUGUGAGUGACCAUAUGGCUUUGUGUGGUUUACUGUCAGAAUCAAACAUUGUUUUGGGGGGUCAUAACAACGGGCAACUGCAAUGGCGCAUCUAACAGAAAACCCCGCGGAUAAAGAGAGGUUCAUCUGCCUCUAUCCCAUGUACAUCAACAGUAAGAAGACGCUGGCGGAAGGUCGAAGGAUCCCCACAGAGAAGGGUGUGGAGAAUCCCUCCUGUGCUGAGAUCAGAGAUGUGCUGAUGGCGGCGGGGAUGAACGUUUACGUCGAGAACAAAAUGCAUCCUAGAGAGUGGAACAGGGACGUGCAGUUCAGAGGUCGUGUCAGGAUUCAGCUGAAGCAGGCCGACGGCAGCCUGUAUCAGGAGAGGUUCACAUCCCGUAAAGACGUGAUGUUUUACGUAGCAGAGAUGAUCCCCAAACUGAAGACUCGGACCCAGAAGAGCAGCGGCGGAGACACCAGCUCCCAGCAGGGAGAAGGAGGCAAAAAGAGCAAGAAGAAGAAGAAAUAGAUUUUUUUUUUUUUCCCCUCUAUCUUGUUGCAGAUUGAUUAAGGCCUCUGUGUUUUGAGCUCCCUCAGAACUGGGCUGCUGGUUCCCAAAAAGCCUCCAGCAGAUGCUGAUGGACUCACGUCAUGUUGUCUCUGCUUCCUUUUUUGACAAAAAAUAAACUUCACUUCAUCAUC